Molecule: messenger RNA, 3337 nt
Organism: Myotis daubentonii (Daubenton's bat)
Lineage: Eukaryota; Metazoa; Chordata; Mammalia; Chiroptera; Vespertilionidae
Gene: CYP1B1
Product: cytochrome P450 family 1 subfamily B member 1
Biological process (GO): hormone biosynthetic process; progesterone metabolic process
Molecular function (GO): iron ion binding; steroid 17-alpha-monooxygenase activity; heme binding
Source: RefSeq, a predicted model, not a curated record
GCGUCGCUCCGGGAUUCUUGAUAUCCCUGCGCGCGGAGAACUUUGCGCGCACGCAAAAGGGCUUCCUUGGAGGGCCAUCUGCUUACGCGAACGUUAAGAUAAAAUAACCAGGGAGGCUGUCGGGCAAACCGCACCACAAACCACACUUUCCUUUUUUCCAGACGGACAGGUUUCCCUUCCUGGCCGGGGCGCCCAAGUACCCGGAGCAGUGUUCUCUGGGCCCGCAGCUGAAAUCACUGGAAGGGAAGGGAGUUUCGGGGAGCGCUCAGCCUGUAGGGGCAGAUUCUGGCCGCAGCGCGUCCCACGGAAACCGUGCGGGGGUGACUGGGAUGAAGAGCGGUUUUCGGGUGCGCGAAAAGCUCAGACAGCCGCUACUAGUCAAAUCACCAGCCCCUUCUCCAAGGCCGUCGGGGCGCGCCGGGGCCGCCUCGCGUGACCACCUGCGUGCGGCGACUCCAGCCAGAGUCCGAGCCUCGGGGACCGUCCCCGCGCGCCCCGCCCGCUGGCGCGCCCCGCCCCCGCCAGGUCCAGCUGCCUCCUCCCUCGACUCAGACCUUAAAAACGGAUGGCGCGUUUGGACUCUGCAGAGUGGCUGUGGGCAAACGGGCCACGCCUCUGAGACUCCAGCCGUCGGAGCCACCAGCUCGGGGGGUCGUGAGAGCUGGGCAUUGCCUCCACUCAGGCACCCCUAACCCCAAUCCCCACGCUGUUAGGAAACCCCGGCUCUGCCGAGGCGUCACGUGCAGCGGGGCUCGGCCAAGGAGCCACCUUUCUCGGUCCCCAUCCCCAUCCCAGCGCCCCGAGCUCUGACUGCGCCUCCUGGCUCCAGAGUGAGCGCGAAGGCUCCGGCAGCAGGUGUCCGCGGCGGGCGUCCCACUUUCUGGAGACGCUCGGGCUGUCGUCUUGCCCCCGCCCCUUCUCGGAGCCCGCGGUCGCUCGCCGCUGGAAACCGUGCCUCUUUGCAGCAUGGCCACCAGGCUCAGCCUCGACGACCCCCUGCUGCCCAUCGCGCUGUCCGCACAGCAAGCCACGCUCCUGCUGCUCCUCUCGGUGCUGGCCGCCGUGCACGUGGGCCAGUGGCUGCUGCGGCAGCGGCGGCGCCAGCCAGGGUCCGCGCCCCCGGGGCCCUUUGCGUGGCCGCUGAUCGGCAACGCCGCGGCGAUAGGCCCCGCGCCGCAUCUCUCCUUCGAGCGCCUGGCGCGGCGCUACGGCGACGUCUUCCAGAUCCGCCUGGGCAGCUGCCCGGUGGUGGUGCUGAACGGCGAGCGCGCCAUUCGCCAGGCCCUGGUGCAGCAGGCCACCGCCUUCGCCGACCGGCCGCCCUUCGCCUCCUUCCGCGUGGUGUCGGGCGGCCGCAGCCUGGCGUUCAGCCAGUACUCGGAGCGCUGGAAGGCGCAGCGGCGCGCGGCGCAGGGCACCAUGCGCGCCUUCUCCCCGCGCCAGCCGCGCAGCCGCCGCGUCCUCGAGGGCCACGUGCUGGGCGAGGCGCGCGAGCUGGUGGAGCUGCUGGUGCGCGGCAGCGCGGGCGGCGCCUUCCUCGACCCGCGGCCGCUGACCUUGGUGGCCGUGGCCAACGUCAUGAGCGCCGUGUGCUUCGGCUGUCGCUACGGCCACGAGGACGCCGAGUUCCGCGAGCUGCUCAGCCACAACGAGGAGUUCGGGCGCACGGUGGGCGCGGGCAGCCUGGUGGACGUGCUGCCCUGGCUGCUGCGCUUCCCGAACCCGGUGCGCACAACCUUCCGAGAGUUCCAGCAGCUCAACCGCAACUUCAGCAACUUCGUCCUCGACAAGUUCCUGCGGCACCGCGAAAGCUUCCGUCCCGGGGCCGCCCCCCGCGACCUGAUGGACGCCUGCAUCCUCUCGGUGGGAAAGGAGGCGGCCGAGGGCUCGGGCGACAGCGCCGCGCGGCUGGACGAAGACUACGUGCCGUCCACUGUCACCGACAUCUUUGGCGCCAGCCAGGACACGCUCUCCACCGCGCUGCAGUGGCUGCUCAUCCUUUUCACCAGGUACCCUGACGUGCAGGCUCGGGUGCAGGCAGAACUGGAUCAAGUCGUGGGUCGAGACCGCCUGCCCUGCCUGGACGACCAGCCCAAACUGCCCUACAUCAUGGCCUUUCUUUACGAAGCCAUGCGCUUCUCCAGCUUCGUGCCCAUCACCAUUCCUCACGCCACCACUGCCAACGCCUCUGUCUUGGGCUACCACAUUCCCAAGGACACGGUGGUGUUUGUUAACCAGUGGUCCGUGAAUCAUGACCCCGUGAAGUGGCCUAACCCAGAGGACUUCGAUCCCACCCGGUUCUUGGACCAGGACGGCUUCAUCAACAAGGACCUGGCCAGCAGCGUGAUGAUUUUUUCAAUGGGCAAACGGCGCUGCAUCGGGGAAGAGAUUUCCAAGACACAGCUGUUUCUCUUCAUUUCCAUCCUGGCUCACCAGUGCAAUUUCAAGGCCAAUCCCGACGAGCCCGCAAAAAUGGAUUUUAAUUACGGCCUGACCAUUAAACCCAAGUCAUUUAAAAUCAACGUCACUCUCAGAGAGUCCAUGGAGCUCCUCGACAGGGCUGUCCAAACGUUGCAAGCCGAGGAAGACUGCCAGUGAGAAGCCAGAAGCAAGCUGGAAUUUUAGAAGGUCUCAAGUUUUGGGGGAUGGGGAGUAAAAUUUUCCAGCUCCUCUGUGCAACUUUCUCAGUUCGCCUCUAAAGUGAGCCCAGAUCCUCACUGGGCUGUGCAGGAGCUCUGGGAAGAUUUCUUUUCAUUCCAAGAGUGAAGAGGCCCAAAGAAGUUUUAUACAUACAUCGAAUGCUGGUAAUAACUUCUCCAGAGAGCAUUCUUUGGAGAUAAAACACAUUUGGGCACACAUGCAGAACUACCUGAUGAAGAGGUACUUCCAAUUCCAUGCUUUCGUGGGUGGGAUCGCAGGUGGAUGUUGUGUGUGCUGAACAGCAGUAGAAAACCGUAUUGAGCAAAGUUUUAGAAUAUAUUGUUGAAUAUGCAAAGGCACAUAAUUUCAGUGUAAGACAUGUGAUUGAGGGUGAGAGGGAAAAGAUUCAGACCCGAAAGUUCCUUCUCACCUUGUCAAUACAAUAGCUUAGUUAGGCUCUGGUAUCUGUGGAUGGAUUUAUGUUUUGGCCUACUGAUGUGCUUUCUCAUAUUAUUUUGGAUGAUUCAUAAAGUCAUUUGCUGAAAAGGAAAUUAAUAGUAGUUGGUUUAAUGAUUAUAAUGGGUUUCAGUGAUUUAUCAUUAAUUAUAAAAUGUAAAUUGUUAAAUUGUAAAACAUUCCAACCUGUGUUGAUUGCCAAAGUACAGAAUUUCAAUUAUAAGCAAUAUCCACGCCCCCG